Carassius auratus (goldfish) is the source of this 598-nucleotide messenger RNA. RefSeq names its product leukocyte cell-derived chemotaxin-2-like. The transcript is spliced from 5 exons. The coding region runs from base 71 to 544 and encodes 157 amino acids. Lineage: Eukaryota; Metazoa; Chordata; Actinopteri; Cypriniformes; Cyprinidae. The record is from RefSeq and is a predicted model, not a curated record.
AUAGCUCAAAAAGCCAAACAGAGGACACCAGCAGACAAGGAAAAAUCUGAGGACAAACGAUUGCAGGACCAUGAAACUUUACAUCCUUUUCAGUUUUCUGCUUUUGGCUGUGCUUUGGAGCUCUUGGGUUGAUGCCAGGGAAGUGAAAUUUGGCCCCCUCUGUAGUGGUAACCCAAGUAACAGCAAAAGAGGAUGCGAUAAAGAAGGCUGUGGAUACUAUGGAGCCAGUCGUAAGCAUGGUCCACAUGAGGGUCUUGACAUUGUGUGUGCUGACGGAGCCACAGUUUAUGCUCCAUUUGAUGUGACGCUGAACGGCAAAGCUGCACCAUACAUAAAGAACAAUGCUAUCAAUGAUGGCAUUAACUUGCGUGGAGAAGGUCUCUGCUUCAAGCUGUUCUAUGUUAAGCCGGUCAGUUACUCUGGGACCCUGAAGAAAGGGCAGAAGAUCGGAACUCUGCUCCCAAUGCAGACGGUUUAUCCUGGAAUCACUUCCCAUGUUCACGUUCAGAUGUGUGACAAAUCAGAUCCCACCAAGUACUUCUGAUGCUGAUGGAGCCAACGACCACCUGCAAACAUUAAACCAUUUCAAAUCAAAGUC